CUGGGACAGCCCCACCUCCUUUCUGCUUUCUCGCCCUUCCCUUCCCCUUCCCCCCUUUCCCCCUCCUCUCUGCUCCCUCCCACCUGGCUGCCCAGGACCCCCAUGUCAGCAGUGCCCAGCUGUGCCUGCAGCCAGUGUCCCGCUCCGCUGGAGCCCCCGCCAUGGGGCCCACUGAGGAGCUGGUCCGCAUUGCCAAGAAACUGGAUAAGAUGGUGGCCAGGAAGAGCACGGAAGGGGCACUGGAUCUUCUCAAGUCCCUUACUGGCUACACCAUGACCAUCCAGCUGCUCCAGACCACACGGAUUGGAGUGGCUGUGAACUCAGUGCGGAAACACUGCUCGGAUGAAGAGGUGGUAGCCUCAGCCAAAAUCCUCAUCAAAAACUGGAAGCGGCUUCUGGAGUCCACCACCACAAAAAAAGAGAAGGAUGCAGAUGGCAAGAAGGAGAAGGACACAGAUGGAGACAAGGAGAAGAAGAAGGGGAUGGAUGUUUCUCGUUGCCCCAAUGAAGGGGUAACAAAGCACAGCAAGAAUACAGCUGAGAAGCACAAGGAGAGGAAGUCCAGCAAGUGUGACUCUCAUGCCACCACCACCCAGGGCUACUCUGCCAAUUCCAGCCCGGAGAGAGAGUCCAGUGAUGGCUGGAGCCCCACUGCAUCCUCCAAGAAAUCACUUCUGGAUGGCAAGAAAGAGAGGAGAGCCUCUGCUGACUGCAGGUCCUCAACCAUCUCCUCCUCUUCCUCCCCACAGAAGAGACUGUCAGGGGAGAGGAGAGCCUCUGUGGGCAUCAGCCUCUCUCCAGCUCCCACCAGCUCCCAGAGAAACUCCAGUGACAGCCAGGAGGAAAGAGCCAACAGCAGCAAGGCCAAACCAGAGGUGCCGCGAACCCCCACCAGCCCCUCAUUCUCUCCCAGCCCUUGCUUCCUGGCCCCCUGCUAUCUCACGGGGGACUCUGUGCGGGACAAGUGCAUUGAAAUGCUGACGGCUGCACUCCGCAUGGAUGAUGACUACAAGGAGUUCAGUGUCAACUGUGAGAAGAUGGCAUCGGAGAUUGAAGACCAUAUUUUCCAGGAGCUGAAGAGCACAGACAUGAAGUAUCGCAACCGGGUCCGGAGCAGGAUCAGCAACCUGAAGGACCCCAAGAACCCUGGUCUGCGGAGGAAUGUGCUGUGUGGGGCCAUCGAGCCUGGCCUCAUCGCCCGCAUGACUGCUGAGGAGAUGGCCAGUGAUGAGCUGAAGAAGCUGCGGAAUGCCAUGACCCAGGAGGCCAUCCGCGAGCACCAGAUGGCCAAGACAGGCGGCACCGUCACCGACCUCUUCCAGUGCGGCAAGUGCAAGAAGAAGAACUGCACGUACAACCAGGUACAGACGCGCAGCGCUGACGAGCCCAUGACAACAUUCGUGCUGUGCAACGAGUGUGGAAACCGCUGGAAGUUCUGCUGAUGCUGCUGCCGAUUGGGCUGGAGGGAGCAUGGCGCAAGACAAGAUGCUGUGACACCACAUUGGGCAGCUGGAAUGGGGAGGAGGGGUCAGGGUGGAACCAGUCCUUAAACCCCAGCUCCUUGUUCCCUUGCACUGGGCUCCCUCAAACAUCCUGGGGAACCAGCCUCCGACAAUGCCAAGCUCACUCGAGAAGGUCCUGUGAAUUCAAUGGUUCUUCCUGCAAAUACCUGCCCUUUGAUUGGGGUGUGCUGGGAACAGACUCAUGUCUGGAAAGGGAGACUGGUACAGCCUGGGCAGCAUGUCCUUCCCUGAGAGAAAUCUGGAUUUGGAUGAUUUGGGAGCACGAGAGACAUUGCUCCAUGGACAUGGGGCUGUGCCUGGGAGCUGAGGGAGGCAGAGAGCCAGGUUUUAACCCAAACACCUUCUUCCUCACCUAAGUGCACACAGAAGGAGGACAUGGAGGGGACAGGGUGAUUGCAGCAUGUCCAGAUGCUGUUGGGAUAGCACUGUGUCCCUCUGCUCUGUGACAAGUGGACCAUUGAUCCUGACUUGAAGGCACCAUGUCUCACGAAAGAAGGAAAGAUGGUUGAGAGAGGAGUAAGGAAGAACCCUUCCAGCCAGAGUAAUAAAGGUGUGAACUAUC
This is a messenger RNA of Poecile atricapillus (Black-capped chickadee), 2085 nucleotides long. It is a transcript of the gene TCEA3, whose product is annotated as transcription elongation factor A3. The record is from RefSeq and is a predicted model, not a curated record. Gene Ontology annotation, biological process: transcription elongation by RNA polymerase II; DNA-templated transcription. The transcript is spliced from 14 exons. Lineage: Eukaryota; Metazoa; Chordata; Aves; Passeriformes; Paridae. Gene Ontology annotation, molecular function: nucleic acid binding; zinc ion binding. The coding region runs from base 162 to 1442 and encodes 426 amino acids. Gene Ontology annotation, cellular component: nucleus.